AUGUCAUUAGUCAUGGAAAUUAUGAACAAACUUCAUUCUUUAGCCAAGGGGAUAGCGAAAAAAUCAACCAAGUUAGGUGACAAUGAGUGUGAUGAAAUCAAAUCUAUUAUUGGGGAUGACAAUUCUUUAGAUUUAAUUGAAACAACCGAUGAUAGAUUAGUUAAAGCAAUUUUGAUUGAUUAUAGUAUCAGACAUAAAUGUACCAAUUACGACAAAUUAUGGAAAUAUUGUGCCGAUGCGAUAUUGUUGCCAACUGAUAUGCGCAACGAGUGGAAAGUGAGGCCGGAUAACAAGUGGGACGUUCAAAAUGAUGAAAAUGCCUAUAUUCUAAGUGUAAUAGAUGAAUUGAGUGUAAAUAACAUACCAGAACCAGGCAAGAUACGAACACAAAUACUAGACAAAUUAUCUGCGUAUUAUUGUACUGGUUGUCCAUGGACAUCGACAAGAAGUAUCAAAUUGAGCCAGAAUAUUAUAGAUAAAAUGUACAUCACAGAAGGAGACAUGAAAGAGAUUAUUCAUACGUACGAGAAACCCGUUAAUGAGUUCUCUGCAAAAAACUUUAAUGAUAAGCUAACAGCUGAAGGUCGGAAAAGAUUCUGGAAGAAUAAUCUUACGGACAUAGUAUCUAGCCCAUUAGUGGGUAAUACGUACACAGACGAUUUAGAAUCGCACAAGAAGUUUGUCGAUGACAACAUUUACAGGAUAAAUGGACUAAAAUUUGUUGUCGAUAACAUAUCAGCUCAUAUGAUAGAAGAAUAUUGGGGUAUUAUAUUUACUUUAACCAACUGCUUUCUCGAUGAUACAGAUACACUCAUAAAAAUUGAGGCAUGCAAAGUCAUUCAACGGAUUUGCAGAAAGCUUGCAAAGGGUUCCAAUGUGAUAGUACGGGGCCAAGUAGAACCCAUCAUCUUCGAUGGUGUGGUUCCGGUAAUUUUAUCACUUCCCUCGAUGACUCCUCCAGAUAUUUCCAAAUACGCCAUACAGGAAGGCUAUAAAACGAUAUUUUCUUUGUGGGAUGUGUCUUUGAAAGACAAAAAAGAGCUGAAUUUGAAAUUGUCGAUGCUUCUGAACGAUUUCAUAUGUCCAUCACUUAUUAAAGUCUCGGAUACACCCGGACUGGUAUCCAUUCUUACCAAUGUAAUCAACGAGCAGCUUCUCCCAUUGGCUGGCAGCUACCGAUUAGUUUUAAGGAAACAAUUACUUUAUACAAUUUUGGAUGCUUUAUCAAAUCCGUCAUUGAAAAACUCGGAUGACGAUUUACGAGGAUGUCUUGAGGUGAUUAGGCGCUUGGAUCCGCGAAAAUUAAAAAAGUUUAGAUUUGAUAUUCUUGCGUGUCUGCUUAGAUUACGCAAAGUGCAGAAACCCCCGAUAUCCUAUCAAAGGGGGCGGGGAAGCAACAUUAACGAUAAGAUAGAACUACUCUGUCUGGAACUUGGUUUCAAAUUGAACAGCGAACAAAAUGCACAGGAUAUCACUGUGACGGACACUUAG
Molecule: messenger RNA, 1491 nt
Organism: Brettanomyces bruxellensis
Lineage: Eukaryota; Fungi; Ascomycota; Pichiomycetes; Pichiales; Pichiaceae
Exons: 1
Coding region: 1-1491 (496 amino acids)
Source: RefSeq, a predicted model, not a curated record